This is a messenger RNA of Malania oleifera, 1082 nucleotides long. Its product is annotated as cell number regulator 6. Lineage: Eukaryota; Viridiplantae; Streptophyta; Magnoliopsida; Santalales; Ximeniaceae. The coding region runs from base 197 to 910 and encodes 237 amino acids. The transcript has 5 exons. The record is from RefSeq and is a predicted model, not a curated record.
CUGAGCCCUCUACCCGUCAAAUGACCGAGCGUCGGCGUUUAAUGUGGGUUGAAUCGAAAUCUGGUUCAGGUUCAGGCGUUAAGGAAUUGAGAGCAUGAAUGGGCGAAUAGCCAACUCCCACCAAAUUUAGUGAAGAGUUCAGAGGCAAAGGCGGUUUCUCAGAAAGUCAGAACCCUCCACAGAUUUGGACAAAGAGAUGGCGGACGGGACUGCGCAAUCGCGUUACGUGAAGCUCACCAAGGAUCAAGAACCCACGGAGGACAUCACUCCCGGAGAGCUCAACCAACCCAUCGAUGUUCCUCAGUUGAACGAACAUAGAUGCCUCGAAUGCGGGCAGAUGCUACCUGAAAGCUACCAACCCCCUGCAGAUGAAAAUUGGACAACUGGAAUUUGUGGAUGUGCUGAAGAUCCUGAGAGUUGCUGGACAGGACUGUUUUGCCCAUGUGUGCUCUUUGGGCGUAAUGUUGAAAGCUUGAAAGAAGAUAUUCCUUGGACCAAUGCUUGUGUGUGUCAUGCCGUAUGUGUUGAAGGUGGUAUGGCACUUGCAGCAGCGACAGCAAUCUUCCAUGGUAUUGAUCCAGGGACUUCGUUUCUCAUUUGUGAGGGUCUGUUAUUUGCUUGGUGGAUGUGUGGCAUCUACACUGGCCUAUUUCGGCAAUCAUUGCAGAAAAAAUAUCAUCUCAAGAACUCACCUUGUGACCCAUGCCUCGUGCACUGCUGCGUGCACUGGUGUGCGAUAUGCCAGGAGCAUAGAGAGAUGAAAGGGCGUCUAUCCGAUAACGCUGCUAUGCCAAUGACGGUUGUGAAUCCCCCACCAGUUCAAGAGAUGAAAUCGAGCAAUGGCCCAGAGGCCACAAACUCUUCUGGAAAUGGUGCUGAACAGACUACUUUGGAGAUGCAACCUGUGUAGGAUACAGAGUUAGCUAUAUACAGAUGUCGAAGAAAUCUUCUUUGUUUUUACAUAUAUAUUUUUUUGUGGGUUUGGAAAGAAUUAACUUUGUGGGGAACCUUGGAAACCUUAAGUGCCAUACAGCUUUUGAUAAAAAUGCUACUUCCAUGUCAUUUCUGUGGUUGACCAGCAA